Messenger RNA from Moneuplotes crassus, 1151 nucleotides. Lineage: Eukaryota; Ciliophora; Spirotrichea; Euplotida; Euplotidae. The record is from the annotation of a GenBank genome assembly.
UAUUAAUCUCUAAAAUGGAUAGUGAGCAAUCUUUUUCAACCCACGGUUGUAACUCUUCCCUCCCGAUGAAGCAACGGUUCAUAGCUGAGGAGAAAUUUGUUGUGACAGAUGACCCAAAUGAGGAUAACCCUCCAUCAUAUUAUUUCAAUGGAUAUAUAACUUAUGUGUUAUUCUGUAUGCCUCUUACUUUCUUAAUGACAUUCAUCCCAGAAUGGAACACAGGGUCAGAACUUUAUGCUGAUUUUUAUGAGCGUAGGACUUUCUACACUCAGUACUUUAGCCUGGGAAAAUUCUUAUAUUGGAUGAUCCUUGCUCCAAUUGGUUUCGCCUUUGUUGUUACAAUUAAUCUUGACAACGAGAGGAGAACUCCAUUCACCUCUAGAGAUGGAUCAUUCAAAGAUAUUAAGAAGUUAAUGCUUGUAGCUCCUAUUUUGUUCUUUGCUUCUGCAAAUAUCUUCUUAAGGGACACUUAUGAUAUGAGAAGAGACUGUCCUGUUAUCGAUACUAAUUUUAUCCAAGAAUCUUAUGAAAAAGGAUUCAUCCAAAACUGGGAGCCUUCUACUAAUUUCGAAACCAUAGGAGAGCUAGCUCAUGAUCAUAAAGAACUUCCAGAAAUUUUCGAUUCAAUUACGAAGAAUCUUGAGGAGUUUGAAGAUGUAAGAUGCCAUACCUAUACUCGUUCUGAGGUAUUCUGGUAUAACUUUGUCCACUUAAUUUUCUUCUUCCUUGGUCUAAAUUUUACCCAUCUCGAUCAAGGUAUCCUCCAAGAUUUCACUCUUGACUGGGAAGUUAUGAAGAACUGGCCUGCAAUGCUUUGGGGAGUAUUCAUUUCUCUCAUCGGAUUCCUCAUUUUCACAUUAUACCACCUGUUUGUACUAUAUAGAGAAUCAGAGGUUCUUGGCUACUACUUGAUCUUCUUAGUUCUUUAUAUCUCAUAUUUCGUAAUCAAGACGUGGAUACUAGGAAGUAAGAGAGAACUUCAUAUCCACCAUUAUGUCCUAGGAUUCUCUGUUGUAUUGUUCUGUGGAUACCAAAGUUAUUAUGUGACCAUCCUUGGAGCUAUUUUUACAGGGAUCUUCAUUGAAGGCAUCUCCCGUUGGGGAUUUGACCCUAUUUGGGAAUAAGUUACUUGUUUCAACAUCUAUCGAUAA